CAACGCGUGGCAACAUUUGGCCGGCGCCGCACUGAGGCUGGAGCGCAGAGGGAGCAUAGAGCCAGCGCAGAGCCGCCGGCCGCUACCCUGCUGUAGGGCUGAGCACAAUGAGCGAGGAUGAUCAGCGACGCCAGGCCCGGCAGCACAAAUCAGGUUCUUCACAGUACCCGAGUAUUUUAAACCGUUUUACCCCAGAGGAAUCCGUAACAGACUGUGAUCUCGAUGACAAAAGCGAUUACAACAGCAGCAGCAGUGGAAGCAGUGUGUGCCCUCUGGAAUCUUCCUCUGAAAACCUCGCUGCUGAUGAACACCCACUGACAUCAGUAUUGAUACAGACAGAUUCCAGCUGGCUUCUCAGUCACAGCGUCCAAGAAACCGCUCAAGAUGAACAAAUGGAUGCACAAGAAGAGAGUGAAAUACAGUCAUCAGCUAGCUCGAAAUCUUCAGGAAAGGAGAACGACAUGAUCGAAGAUAAUCUUAGUGACUCAAAUUCCAAAGCUAGCCUGGAGGACUUCAUCGUUCACACUGAGUUUAUUAAUCAACUAAAACCUGGCAGGUUUGGAUCCUGCCUUUACACACUGCCCAGUAUUGGACUACCUACAAUUCUGGCUUAUAAACGUGAGUCCAAAGAGAAACCAAUCGACUACACAGCAUUAAACCAAAAGGUCAUGGAGAUAUUGUUACAAAAUGUCAAAGAACUCGGUGAUGCUGAGAAUUAUUGGCAAUGGGCCAAGAGCAAAGCAAAGCAGAAAGAAGAUUCUGAUUUGGUCCCUGGGGUACAGAUUGUGGUGACCGAAGCAGUGCCGGAAUCCAUCGGGUUGACCCACUGUCAGUUUUGUGGAAAAAUUUUAAAGCCCGCACCUACACGCAAACAAUUGAGCGAAGGAUCAGCCAAAGAUCUCUUUUGCUGCAAAGAGAAUGAAGAUUUGUUCAAGUACCUCAAAGAAGAGGAAGAACACCUGAACUUGAAAACUCAGUUGGAACCGAUUGACAUCAAACCUCACCUUCCAUUUGGCACUUUGGUGGAAAAGGAAAAGGCCAAGAGGAAAUUGGCAAUGAGGUUACGUCACAAGACAGUGGAAAAAUAUGUCAGCAAGAAUCCAGAGAGAGGAUCAGCACGCAGGUACCACUCUGGGUCGAGAAAAAUUACUACAAUUGCCUUCCAGUUGUCAACUUCAACAGAUGUUGAACCACAACUAAAAACAACAGAGGAAGAAGAUGAGUGGGAUGACAUUUUCACAGAAGUAGUGGAUGAUACAUUCAGUUGGUAUAAGGAUCUUCCGCUCUCAUUCCUGGUGAAGAACUACAAGAAUGGGAAUACGUUUCUAACGACCUUCGCAGAUGGAACAGCGCAGAUAUUUUAUCCUUCGGGAAACCUGGCGAUCAUGAUUUUUAUUGACAAGGAAAAGAAAGUUACCUGCAUUGUGCAGGAAGACAAAGAUACCGAACCAGCUAUCCGUGCCAUCUUCACCUCAUAUGGAAGAUGUACAUGCUAUCAUCCCAAUGGCGUGGUCUGGGUAAACACUAACGGUUUCGGAGGGCAUUUUGCGGAUGAACAAGGCACUCGACUGAGGCGAUGGUUCUGGCAAGACCGCUCACCGCCACUGGUCUUCGCCCCCUUGAAACCAAUUUUCAUCUCACUGAACGAAAACAUUGGCGUCAGGAUCAUAGAGCAACAGCGAAUCUUUCUUACCUUUUUGGCAAUGGGAAAGCAGGCAAAAUUCAACCUGGGAUCGAUUCUGAAGUUUAAAACACCAACCAUGCAAAACAUUACAAACUCUUGGAUAACAGAAGAUGACCUUCUCCUUCAUACCAGCUGGAUAAAGGUUCAAACAAUCAUCAACAAGCUGUGUAUUGCUCUCAACUUUCCAAGUAAUGACCCAGAGAAAAUUGGACUUCCGCUUUACCUGGUGACCCAGCAACAGAAACUCUCCCAGCUCUACGCAAAUGUUAAGAUGGAAGAAAGCAUACAAUUGGAAAACAUUGCUUGAAUGAUGGACGGUGAAAGGAGGUUGCAAUCAGCUGAGUAGUUUGCAUGUGUGCGUGUGUGUAUGUGUUUUGGGUUGGGGUGGGGUCUAAAUUACAUAAGCUCUUAAAUUUCAUUUGAACCAGAGUAGUCCCAAAAUGUAUGUUCACAAUGAUCAAAAAACUAAUUAGAAUAGAUCUUUACCAAUGUGAGGUAUAAGUUUAACAGAGGUUUAUAGUUUACUAGAUUCUAGUCUUUAUUACCAAGAAAUGACAAUUUAUUAUUUAAUCUCUUUGGAUCUGUAUUCAUCUAUUUUAAAUGCUUGUACGUCUUCAACAUUAUACAAUAAAGUCAAACAUCUUUCUGAA
Messenger RNA from Amblyraja radiata (thorny skate), 2334 nucleotides. Its product is annotated as glutamate-rich protein 6. NCBI's taxonomy places the organism in Eukaryota, Metazoa, Chordata, Chondrichthyes, Rajiformes, Rajidae. The record is from RefSeq and is a predicted model, not a curated record. The transcript has 16 exons. Bases 108 to 1991 code for a protein of 627 amino acids.